Messenger RNA from Paramecium pentaurelia, 750 nucleotides. Lineage: Eukaryota; Ciliophora; Oligohymenophorea; Peniculida; Parameciidae. The record is from the annotation of a GenBank genome assembly.
AUGGGUAAUCAAUGCGUGUAUUGCCUCAAAAAGUUUUUUUAAAGACCAAAUUUAAAGAAUAUGUCAGAAUUACCUUAAACUGAUAUACAACAACAACAAGAACCCUAUACAAAAGUGGAUAAUAUUGAUGAGUCUGAAAAUUAUCAUGAACAUUCAGAAGAGCAAAUACUAGCUAUCUCAGACAAUAUAUAAGAAACAAUAAGUUAAUCUAUUGAUAUUUUCCUUUACAGACUCAAGACUACUAAAGAUUUAGAGGAGCUUUAUCAUGAUGAUCAACUUAUUAUACUAUUUAAGAGUUUUAAACUUGCAGAGAGAUACACUGUAAUAUAAAUAUAAUAUGAAUUCAAAAUGAAGAAGAAAUCAAUAAACGAAUUUUUAAAUUAUACAUAUCUCACUCAAAUUGAUUAAUUUACUACUUUGUAGACAACUAGUGAUUAUUAAUUAAUUUAUGCAAGUUUCAAGAAAAUUUAAUUUGUUGACUCUAGAGAAUAUGUUUUUAUCAAAUAUUAGAAGCAGAUUUGCAAAAAUAAAUAUAUCUAAGUACUGCGCUCUAUUAACACUGAAUAAUCAUAGUAAACUACAAGAGGAAUCAUUUAUAUAAGUGGCUUUCUUUUGGAAGAAAUUCAAAAUUAAGAAAUAAGAGUCUAAGCAUAUGCUGAAAUCGAUUUUAAAAUUAGAUUACCUCCUGGUAUGUUAAAGAAAGCAUUAACUAUUGAGCUUAAAAGGGCUCUUUAAUAAUUUAUUAAUUGA